Molecule: messenger RNA, 6741 nt
Organism: Triplophysa rosa
Lineage: Eukaryota; Metazoa; Chordata; Actinopteri; Cypriniformes; Nemacheilidae
Exons: 1
Coding region: 467-2617 (716 amino acids)
Molecular function (GO): zinc ion binding; nucleic acid binding
Source: RefSeq, a predicted model, not a curated record
UGGGUCUCAAUAUUUUGUGCGUUGUGGUAAUCGCGUCUGGGACGAAAAAGUCCAGGAUAAAUUAAUAUCCUUUGAGUCUGGGACUCAUAAACUGCGUUGUGGUAAUCACGUCUGGGACGAAAAAGUCCAGGAUAUAUUAAUAUCCUUUGAGUCUGGGACUCAUAAACUGCGUUGUGGUAUUCGCGUCUGGGACGAAAAAUAGGCCAGGGAAUUACAUCCCUUUGAGUUUGGAACUCAUAAACUGCGUUGUGGUAUUCGCGUCUGGGACGAAAAAGGCCAGGGUGAAAUAAAUCCCUUUGAGUCGGCGAACUCAUAAAGGAAUAUUCCAAAAUUGUUUGUUAUAUGUUUGAAUGUUUUGGAAAGUGAAUGCAGUUGCUGAUGUGAAAAUUAAUGUGAAAACUGACUUAACUGUGUGACAAAGAUACUGUAUAAUUUUUGCAAACUGUGAAUAGAAUUUGUGCGUAAAAUGGCCGAAUUUCAGAAAGAAUGCGACGAAUACGGGUGUCCGCCAGUAUUGGUGCAGUGGCAAAAUGUUACAGAUAUGUUAUUAGCACAGGCAGAACCAAAAGAUAGAAAGCAAAGACAGAAAGAAAUUGAUAAGUGUUGGGUAGCAUUAUGUGAUGAGUGUGGAUGGGAAAGUGCAGAAAAGGUGAUGACUCCGUUAGCACCAAAAGUUAGAGAAAUGGAGAAGAAAGCACACUGUAAGUUGCGUAGACAUGUAGAGGAGAAAGAUAAAGUAAAGUGGUAUAAUGCAGGGAAACAUGGCAGUGAAGAAGACACCCUCAGGAAAAAACUAAGAAUGUGGACUAGAGUGGCGUUAACAACCACAGCACUCAGUUCACAGAAGACACAGGGAGGUGAGAGAAAAGGGGAAGUGAACAGCUCAAAAGUCAAAGAGAAAAAGAAAGAGAAUACAGGAAAUGCUCAGACUAGCCCCUCUGCUCCGCCCCCAGAAAAACCCAACCCCACUUCAUUAUACCCAACAUUAAGCCAUCCCCCUCCAUACGAACCGCCCAAACAGCAGGUAGUGAUGACAAUCAAUGGGGGAGAAAUGGAUGUCGACGUAGAUGACAUUACUGAUUCAAUGGAAAAACUACACAAAGAGGUUAGUGAAUUAAGACAAAUAGUGACCACUGAAGUAGGCAGGACAUUAAAGAAAGCAAAUCAAACCAUUCAGGAUAUAGAAAACACAAGACAUAGGCAGGAGAACAGGGAACAGCCAGAAGAGGAGGCCUCUCAGGAAGGAUCUCAGGUGAAUGACAGUGAAGGUACUCAGGAUAAUAUUAUACAUGCGAAUCCGGUACAUGCAUCCACUCCUAAAGCACAGUCAGGGACCCACACACCACCAGGCCCGAUAAAAGUUCAGAUUACAGGGGAUAUGACUGUAGAUGGGCCAAUAGCAAACAGGCUGAGAAGCAAAACGGGGCCGUGGGAAAGGGAGCUUGUUUUAUAUGGCCCAGGCAAUCAAUUAAUGGCACCCCAGAUACAGGCACCAUUGAUGCACAGACCAGGGGGGAAUCUUCAGUACCAGCCCUGGUCGCACAGUGACAUGACGGCAAUAACAAGUAAGUUGCCACCCAUUACCUCAGGAGGCAGCAGAUGGUUGAGUAAGCUGACAGCACUCAGCCAUGGCACUGACUUGGCUUUGGGUGACUUGAGAUGCCUGUUGGGUCAGAUACUGACAGCCUCACAAAUGCAAAAUUUAGAGCUCGAUGCAAAUACUACGUAUGUUGCAAAUGAGAUACCAUUUACCAGAGUAAGCACUGUUGUAAGCCAAACUCUUCGUCGACUAUAUCCCGUGCCACCAACCGUGUACCAGAAUAUAAAAUUCCGCAUUAAACCAGGUGAGACUGGAGCAGCCUAUUAUUUCCGUUGUGCUGCUGAGUGGGAACAAAUGGUGGAGGAAAACAGUUUAAAUAACCCCGUGACACGAGACAUAUUUAGAACAGCAGUAAUGACAGGAGCUCCAAAUGGAGUAAAACAGGCAAUGGAGAAUAACCCAGAUAUCCCAGUGGCAAGUAACGAGGUAUGGGAAAGACAUUUAGUGCACCACACAGACAGAGCAGUUGAAAGGGCCACUAAGGAAGAGGAGGAACUUGAAAGAGUUAAAACACAGCUGUUAAAGCUACAGUUAGAAAAAGCAAAGGGCGAAGGUGUGACAAAAAAGGCUAGACAAAUGCCACAGCAUGACCACCCCAGAGAUCCAUAUGAAGGGCCCCCAUAUAGUGGUUCACCCUUCGGGGGACCACCACAAGUACAGCAACACAUGACCCCACCAUGGGGCCAAGGAACAAAUCAUAGGCAGGGAUCCCACUGGAGAGGAAACAGAGGCAGACAGGGAGGACGAGGGAGAAGGGGGCAGAGCGGGACACAGUGUUACAUGUGCGGUGAAAAUGGACAUUGGGCAAGAAAUUGUCCACGAAAUGGGUCACAGACUCAAGGCCAAUACAGCGGUCCACCUGCGGGGGGAUGGGGUCCCCGAGGAGGUGGUUCCGGUGGUCAGGGCAGGGGACCACAGACCCCACACAACCCGGGGCAACACUUCCCGUCACCCUCCAACCUACAGGCGCCUGUGCACCCAACAUGGGGCCCGGAGGGUGGGGCGGAGGAAUGUUGAAGGGGCCCACAGAGAACCACCGUAAGAGGAAUGGCCGAACCUCUCAUGGAGAUAGUGGUGAGUGAUCGACCACUACAGGCUCUGGUGGAUACUGGGGCCACAUACUCUACUGUAACUAAGGGCACAAUUGAUAAUAGUGAUCUGACGAAUCGCACAGUGGGAGUAAUGGGGUUCUCUGGUGGGGUGGAAAAAUGGCCUAUGACCAAAUUGUUGAGAGUGAAAGUCGCCAAUCAGACAUUAUCGCACUCGUUUCUGUACUCUUGCAAUGCUCCCAUCCCCCUCCUAGGCAGAGAUUUAUUAAUUAAAUUAGGAGCUAGUAUUUUAUGUUCAGCUGAGGGAGUGAUAGUGAAAUUUCCAGAUGGAUCAGAAACAAAUUGUUCUCUUUCAGGUCACACCACAGACAGUCAGUGGAUGUUAACAUCAUGUGGUGAGCUAGAAGAUGCUGACAUAUAUUGGGUGGAGCUAGAUUUGAGUGUAGCCCCCAACAGUGUUGUGUCAAGGUAUAACGAACAUCGUCAGUGGAUCACAAACAUUGACAUAUUUCUACCACCCAUCGACCCAUUACAUUGCACGUUAUUUUAUGACAGGAAUGACACCACACAAUACCAAGAUCUGUUCCAGGAAAUAGAGGACAGCAAAUGGGUGUUAAGGGGAUCUGGUCUUAUGGUAGGAAAAGAAGGAGUAGUGGCACCAGUUCUAUUGACAGAAGAGCAGAUGAAAUGGUAUGAAAUGUCAGAUACAACAGCACCACAUAUCUCCUUAGCAUUGCAUCCAAACCAUGAGGCUAGGGAGCUAGGCAACAUGACUAAGAGACUGUUAGCAGCUAAUGAUUGGAAGCCCACAGAGAUGUGGGGUAUCCUAUAUUCAGAUACACAAAAAGCAUAUUGGGUGCAAGACCAAACAGAAGACACAGGGGUGUUGACACACAAACAGAUCUCUAGAUGCCAUGGUAGGGAGCAGACAGACGCUGACGGAGCAGAAAAUAUGAUUAACACAUUGCCAGACAAUUUAUGGUCCCAGGGACCAACAGAUGUGGGGUUUUGCAAUAUCAAACCUGUUAGCUUCGAAUUGACCACCACCACACCUAUUUGGGUCCCUCAGUACCGCAACAAACCAGAAGCAGAAGAAGGUGUAGCCACCACUGUUUCUGGACUGAUUGAUAAGGGAGUGAUAACCCCUUAUAGGUCCAAUUGGAACACACCAAUUUUUCCAGUGCCUAAACCAGCCACUAACAAGUACAGGUUGGUGCAUGAUUUACGUAACAUCAACUCCAUUGUAGCAACACCUACAAUGACUGUACCAAACCCAUAUAUUGCUCUGUCUAUAUUGACCCCAAUGCACCAAUGGUUCACGUGUAUUGAUUUGGCAAACGCUUUUUUCUGCAUCCCAAUCGCAGAGGAUUGCAAAGCAUGUUUGGCUUUUACAUACAGGGGCUGCCAGUACUCUUACAACAGACUACCCCAGGGGUUUAUUUUGUCACCAGGAAUUUUUAAUCAUGUUUUAAAACAACAGCUACAGGAUUGUAGCUUACCUGAGAACUGUGUCAUGAUCAUGUUUGUUGACGACCUACUCUUGGCAGCCACAACUGAAAAGGCGUGCCUGGAGGCUACCAGAGUUGUGUUGCUUCAGUUGCACAAGUCUGGUUUCAAGGUAAGCAAGGACAAACUGCAGGUGUGCAGACCUUGUGUUACAUUUUUAGGCCGAUUGAUCACGGCACAGGGAUCAACUUUGACAGGGACACAAAGACAGGGUAUACUCAGCCAUCCAAAGCCAACUACAGUGAAAGAUAUGUUGUCGUUUUUAGGCCUCACAGGAUUCAGUAGGCACUACAUUCCCAAGUAUGUUUCACUGACUACACCACUCAGGCAGUUGAUUAAAGAGCAUGGCAUGAAAAAUCUGAAAGCAGAACUUCAGUGGACACAAGAGGCUGAACGGAUGUUCAUUGACCUCAAGACACAGCUAGCUCAUGCUGUGCACCUGAACUGUGCUAACUAUGAGUUACCUUUUUUCCUGGAUGCCUCAGAAUCUGGCUCCAGCGCACAUGGUGUCCUGUUUCAGAAAGACCAAGGCAGGAGGAAAGUGUUGAUGUAUGCUAGUGUGUUGUUAGACUGUGUAGAGCAAAGACAACCACUUUGUUCUCGAUUUGCAGCGGGUUUAGCUAAAGUUGUGCACAAAACAUCACACAUUGUAAUGGGCCACCCACUGACAAUACUCACCACACACUCCAUCAUGUCAUUCGUAAAUUCAGCAUCAUUCACGUUUUCACCACUGAGACAGAGAAUAAUAGCUAAGAUUUUGACCAGCCCCAAUUUCACAUACACACAUGAAGGCAUUAAUAUGGCUGAUCUGAUGGGAGAUGGACAGCCGCAUGACUGUGCACCCAUCACCGAGAGAGCAUCCAAAGUAAGAGAAGAUCUGUCUGCAGUGCCAUUGACAACCCCACCGCCAGUUAUGACAUUGUUCACAGAUGGUUGUUGUUUCAGAGCAGAGGAUGGAAGUCUGAAGGCAGCCUAUGCAGUGGUUGAACAGUUAGGGAACUCAUUAGAGACGAGAGAUGCAGGGAAAUUGGAAGGAAAGCAGUCAGCACAAAGAGCUGAAAUGAUAGCAGUAACAAGAGCCCUCUACUAUGCUGGUGAGAACAGUGUAAAUAUUUAUUCCGAUUCCGCUUAUGUAGUGACAGCUGUCCAUGUUGAAUUGCCCUUAUAGCAGAGGUGUGGUUUUAUCACAUCCUCAGGUCGACCAAUCAUGCAUGCAUGCGAAGCCAGAGACCUUUUAGAGGCUCUGAUGAUACCCACAGAAGUGGCAGUAAUUAAGUGUCCAGGUCACUCCAAAAGUGACUGCCCCAUCACUGAUGGUAACAAUGCAGCUGAUCUAGCUGCCAAAACUGCAGCUGGCUAUGUAGCAACUCAGCAGGUGGUGAGAUCAGAAAGAGCCUGUAGUGAUCUUUUGCCCCGUUUCACUCGAGAAUAUUUGGUUAAAGAACAACAGAAAUCUGCCCCUGAAGAACAAUCAGUCUGGUUGCAGCAUGGAGGUAUAUGCUCGCCAGAUGGUCUAUGGCAAGCGCCAGACGGACGUCCGGCAUUGCCUGCCUCUCUGACCGGUUCAAUCUUGACUCAAGCUCAUGGGGUAAGCCAUGUGAGUGACAAGCAAAUGAUGAGAGCUCUCGAACAUUGGUGGCAUCCGUUUUUGCAGUCCAUGGUGUCAGGUCAUGUGACAAGUUGUUGUAUCUGUCAGGAACACAAUGUAAAACCCAGCAUCAAGCCUCAAAAAGGCUCUUUCCCAUUAACGUCUGGUCCGGGGGAAGAAAUUGUGAUUGACUUCACAGAUAUGAUUGCACGGGUACAUGGCAAACGCUAUGUUUUGGUGAUUGUUGAUUAUUUCACUGGUUGGCCAGAAGCAUAUCCUGUCGGCCGAGAGGAUAGUACGGCUGUGAUAAAGUGCUUAAUCAAUCAAUACAUACCACACUAUGGGUUCCCACGUCGUAUCAGAUCCGAUAACGGUAGCCAUUUUAAAAAUGAACAUCUGAAAGUGGUUGAACAGGCUCUAGGCCUCACACAUGCGUAUGGUGCCGUUUACCAUGCAGCCAGCCAAGGUAAGGUUGAACGCCUUAACCUGACGAUUAAACUGAAAUUGGCUAAAAUCUGUGCACAGACUACAUUGAACUGGCUGUCAGCCCUACCCAUUGCUCUCAUGUCUAUUCGUUCUUCUGUUAACAGGAUCUCUGGCUUUACACCUUUUGAAUUGCUUACAGGUCGUCAAUUUCCAGGCCCAACCACGGCGUUAAGAGAGGACAGCGUGCAGCCAUUGUCACAUACUGUGUAUUUUGAUAAACUAACCGCUCUGAUUCGAACCUUUUCCCAUCAGGUAACCCCUGUUCCAGCUGAGCCACUCACCCCAGUCACAGCUGACUGGGUAAGGAUCAGGACUUUCCGCAGAAAGUGGAGUGAACCACGGUGGUCACAACCCCAACGAGUAACAGCUCGCACCUCACACUGUGUGCAACUACAAGGAAAGGGAGAUACUUGGUUCCAUUUAACAUCCUGUGUAGCUUGUGACCCCCCUUCUAGGUCUCUUGCUGACACUGGUUUGGACCUGAGGACUCAGGUCCAAGAGAGGGAGGAUAC